AUGGCAAACACUGGCAAAUCCGCAGUCAUUGUCGGCGGCACUCACGGCAUCGGCCUUGCAACGGCCCAACUGCUCAUUGAAACUGGUGCCAAAGUCCUCGUCACCGGCCGCAGCCAGCCGCCUAUCGAUGCCGCGAAAGCUCAACUCGGCGACAAGGCGCACGUUGUGCAGAGCGACAUCACCUCCCUAUCCAACAUUGAGAAGCUCGUUGAGGAGACUAAGUCAGUGUUCGCUGACCAUAUCGACUUCAUCUACAUCAACGCUGGCUACGCACUCCUCGAACCCUUUACCGCCGUUUCGGAAGAGGCCUUCAAUAAAACGAUGAGCACCAACGUCUUUGGCGCCUUCUUCGUCGCUCAGAAGAUCUCCCCUCUUGUCCGCGACGGUGGCGCGAUCGUCUUCACCACCUCCGUUUCUGCAAAGCAGGGGAUCCCAGGCAUGGCGACGUACUCUGCUUCCAAGGCCGCUGUCAACUCGCUCGUGCAAACACUAGCUGCUGAGCUGGCUGGACGGCAGAUUAGGGUCAACGCAGUGUCGCCUGGCUUCGUCAGAACACCUACUAUGGGCGUGUCUGGCGUGACGCCCGAGGACUUGGUCGCGUUUGAGGAAGAGGGCACAAAGGCGACUCCCCUCGGUAGGAUUGGGACUCCUGAGGAGGUCGCUAGAGCGGUUGUUUUCUUGGCUUUCGACGCGACCUUUACGACCGCAACUGACCUUGCAGUUGAUGGGGGCUUGGUGAGCAUACACAAGGCUUAG
Molecule: messenger RNA, 756 nt
Organism: Aspergillus mulundensis
Lineage: Eukaryota; Fungi; Ascomycota; Eurotiomycetes; Eurotiales; Aspergillaceae
Product: putative short chain dehydrogenase
Exons: 1
Coding region: 1-756 (251 amino acids)
Molecular function (GO): oxidoreductase activity, acting on the CH-OH group of donors, NAD or NADP as acceptor
Source: RefSeq, a predicted model, not a curated record